Molecule: messenger RNA, 1131 nt
Organism: Morchella sextelata
Lineage: Eukaryota; Fungi; Ascomycota; Pezizomycetes; Pezizales; Morchellaceae
Exons: 5
Coding region: 1-1131 (376 amino acids)
Molecular function (GO): nucleic acid binding
Source: RefSeq, a predicted model, not a curated record
AUGCAUGCCAGACUGCGCCAGCAGCACUUGCCGUAUCUCUGGAGAGGUAGUUUACCUACCGAGCGCCCUGAGCACCCUGAGCGCCUUGGGCAUCUGGCGAUGGCUGCAGGUUUGCUGAUGUAUCUUCGCGUUUCUCGUGAGGAUGCGUUACCCGAGGAGAGAAAAGCGGUGGAGUUCUUUGGUGAGAAGGAGGCUCUGGAGAGAGAGAGGAGAAGAGUUCAACCCGGAGAGGAGGCGGACAAGAAGCUCAAGCAGGUUAUCAAUCUAUAUAAUAUCCUCCCCAAAGAUAAAUAUAACAUGGAUGAGAAGGGAUGUAUGAUGGGUAUUGCAGCUAAAGUCAAGGUUAUUUGCCGCUUUGAGUGGAAAAAUCCGAGGUUAACCCACUCUGGUAACCGCACAUGGGUGACAGUUAUUGAGGCGGUCUCGGCGGUGGGGGUACCGGUACCCCCUAUGAUAAUUAAACAAGGUGUGGUAUACUACAUGGGCUGGUAUACGGGAGUUCAAAAGAGCGGCGAUGCAGCCACAUUCUCAUACUCCUCAAAGGGCUGGACUGAUUCUAAAUUGGGUAUGGAAUGGUUGGUUGAGAAUUUUGACAAGCAUACUAGUAAUAUUAACAUAUUGAACGAAAACAUGGAGGAGGGGGGCGAGGACACGGGGAUCAACAAGGGUACAUUCCUAAACUAUCUAUUUGAAGCUAGAAGGUGUGCAUACACCAAGAAAAACAUCCUCGCAACAUGGGACAAAGCGGAUAAGAGUCUUCAGAUUUCUAUUACAGAAAGGGAAAUAUGCGAGCAUAUUAGUGCACAGUUCCGGAAAUCCGUCGCCAAAAAAUCUGCCAGGGCAAGCACAAAUGACAGAAAAGUACUAAGCAAGGCGAGGGUUAUCACUAGUGAAGAUGUGGAGGAGAAAGGGUCUCCAAUUCCGAAAAUUGAAAGGCCAAAGGGCAGGAAAAAGGUUACUAUAUCAGAUGCAACUAUUGUCUAUGAUUUAGAGUCUAAUCUAGAGGGUGGUGGUGGGUUGGUGGAGGAGAAACUAGAAUGGGCAAAUAUUGAUGAUUUUUCGGAAAUUCAGACCCCCCCACUGCCCCAAAAACCUAGAAGAUGUGGCAGAAAAAAAGCUUAUAGUAGAUAG